CGGCUGAAAGGAGGGGUUGCCACGUUGCUACAGUUUGUGUAUGCAGCUGUACCCGGCAACCGCGCUCCUGGUCAGAGACAGAGUGUGUCCCAAGAGACUCGUUAAAAGCGGAAACAUAUGGAAUACAGUAGAUGCAGAUCAGCCCAAAAUGCUAACCGAUAUAAUUAUGGCGGAGGAAUUUGAGGUCAAAGAAGAUGGACCGUGGUACGACAGGCGCGAUCUUGAACAUGAUCUGCGUCUGGCUGCGGAGCUGGGAAAGACGCUUCUGGAGCGAAACCACGAGCUGGAGGAGGGGCUUCAACACAUGUAUUCCACCAGUCAGGAGCAGCAGCAGGAGAUCGAGUACCUGGCCAAACAGGUGGAGCUCCUGCGGCAGGUGAACGAGCAGCACGCCAAGGUGUACGAGCAGCUGGACGAGGCGGCCCGGGACCUGGAGCUCGGCAACCAGAAGCUCCUGCAGGACAAGCGUAGCGCCCAGCACCGGAUACACAGGCUGACAGAUACCAUAGAUGGGCUGCAGGUUCACCUGGAGGAGCUACAAAAGCAGGUGGAGGAGCUGCAGGUGUCCCCAUUGCACCACCCCAGUCCAGCACGGGUGGAGCAGAAACGCCUGGCCACGCAGAGCAUGUGCUGCCUGACACAACUGUACCGCACACACCUGCCGAGGUGUGGGGUGCACGACAGCAGCCUUGACGAUGACACCUGGUUGUCGAGGGAGACGAGCCUGACAGACGAGAACAGCACCCUGCAGCGUUCCAUACGCACCCUACGGUCACAGCUGGGGGCGGAGCGGGCGUGGCGCGAGGAGGUGGAGCAGGAGGCGGAGUCAGCAGCGCAAGAGAACGCCGAGCUGGAGCGACAGGUCGCCGAGCUGGAGGCCGCUUGCGGCCGGGAGCAGGUCCAGGCGCUGGAGGCGGAGCUAGAGGAGCUGCGGCAGCACUGGCGUGCCGAAGCAGGCGGGGCCGGGAAGGCCGGCAACCCGGCGGAGGACGCGCUGUUUGUACCGCUGGAGGAAGAGGCGGAGCCUGCGGAGGACGCGGGGGCCGAGGAGGAGGUCGGGCCGAGCGGGGGCGCCCGCGUCCCGGAGGGCGUUCUCCGGAGCUCGAGCGCGGAGGAGAUCCGCAGGGGUCAUGACCUCACCUGCAUCCGCCGUGCGCAGGCCGCCAAGCGCCGCGGCGUGUCGCUGCUCAGCGAGGUCGACGCCCAAUACAGCGCCCUGCAGGUGCGCUACGAGGAGCUCCUCCGGCACUGUCAGCAGGGGCCGGAUGGGCGGAGCCACAAGGCAGUGCAGACCCGAGACCACUCCGCUGCAGUCACGCCUACCCAGUUCCCCUGCCUGGAUGACGACUCCCAGCCGCCUGAGUACAGAGCUCUGUUCCAAGAGAUCUUCACCUGCAUCCAGAGGACCCGACAGGACCUGAGUCAGGCACAGUGACUGGUCCACAGUGUCUCUCACAGUGACCAUUCUACAGUGACUGUCUCACAGUGACCGUUCCACAGUGUCUCUCACAGUGACCAUUCUACAGUGACUGUCUCACAGUGACUGGUCCACAGUGUCUCUCACAGUGACCAUUCUACAGUGACUGUCUCACAGUGACCGUUCCACAGUGUCUCUCAGAGUGACCGUUCCACAGUGUUUGUCUCACAGUGACAGUUUCACAGUUAUGGUCCUGAGAGUGUGUCACUGUUUUCUUGGCUGCAAUUGAUCAGUGUUAAAAACAACAGUGAGCGACACCCCCAUUGUAAAUGCAGUAUCUCCGUCUCACCUGUAGAUGCCAACGCAGCUGUGGGUUGUUGUGAAGGCUUUGAGUCUAUGGAAGGCAAACUUAGGCUUAGGGUCCCCAACAUCUCUCCUUUCUGAGAGACCGGACUGAACCGGUCUGCACCCUGGACCCCACCCUGAAUGUGACCGCACCACCACCAUCCCCAGUCUCCCCCAGUAAUAACACCCCCUCCCCUUCCCUCCCCGACUCUUGCGUGCUGCUUAGUAGUGUUUAAACGUCUUCAUUACUAUAGCGGUGCCUAGCCGUUUCAUUUAUGCUAAUCUGCCUGUGCCAGUCCGUGUACUGCUUCAGGUCACAUGGUCACAUGGGGAACCAGUGGCAUUUAUUAGAUGCAAAUUCUUGAGGUGUUUAGUGCCGUUUGUAACUGUAAGAGCAUUAACAUGAAGUACAGAAUGUAGCUGUGACAACAUUACUCUAGAUAAUCUGGUUAAUACUCCAGAUAAUAUCGUAUGCGAUAGACAAGUAGUUGUAGCGUGUCUGGGUAGCGGUGUAGCAUGAUGAUUAGGGAACUGGCCUUAUAACUUUUUGACUCCCAGAUGAGGCACUGCCAGUGUACUCUUGAGCAAGGUGCUUAAACUGAAUUCAGUAAUUCUGCUUCAGUAAAUAUCAAAUAUCCAUUUGUAUAAAUGGAUUGCAUGUAAAGAAUGUAAGUUAUGCAAGUCACUCUGGAUGUGAGUGUCUGUUAGAUGCCUAAAAAGUAAAUGCCUUCUUGUGCAGCACUGACCGGUCUCUAAGGCCGUGGGCUGGGCUGUUAUUAACUGUGUUUUCAGUGCAGCUGGAGCAGACACGCACCACACCCACGCUGUUACGCACUUUAGGCUAAUAUCAGCUGUCUUUUUGGGUGUGCGCUUUAUUUAUUUUUUGUGUACCUGCCCUCUUUAAUGAUUUACCAAUGUAGUUUAUGUUCCCAUUCACUAAUGUGAUGUAAAUGUAGCUAGCGCAAUUGAGAUGAGCUGUGUUAAUUUGCAGGUCUGAAUAAGUGUUACGUUUAUUUUUGUGCACUUCAUGUUGCGAAACCUGCCAAUUUGCAGAGGUGUGUAACGAGGAAGAGGAUUAUGGGUACAGAAGCAGUCAGUGUGGCUGGGUGGCUCAUCGUAUUAGGAUACUGUUUCAGUGCAUAGAUGGGCCCAGCGAUCUGGAUCUGGUUUGGAACUUCUACUGCACCAGUGUUAACUGUGGCCAGCAGCUCUGCCAGGUAAUGUGUAAAUCAGAGCUGCUCAAUCCUGUUCCUGGCGAUCUGCUGUCCUGUAGGUUUUAACUGCAGCCCAAAGAAAGCACACCUCAUUCAACAGCUAGAGAUCUCAUUAAGCUGCUAAUCAGUAGAAUCAGGUGUACUAAAUUAGGAUUGAACUGAAAACCUACAGGGCAGUAGACCUCCAGGAACAGGGCUGGGCAGCCCUGGUAUAAGUGAAAGCCCAGGCCGAUUAUCGGCUGCUCAUAAACGACACCUAAAAAGAACCUAACCUCCUACUGGCCGUUAAAAUAUUGGGGACGGGUUGGAAAGGAUUCCUUGCAGUGCUGACAGACCCGCUCUUUGUUCCUGCCUACCCCUGCCUCGCCUCAUUUCAAAUGCAGAAAUUUCUCUGGGCAUCAGAAGGCCAGGCUGCUUUUCUGCGUGUAGAUAUAAAGUUACCAGACUGGUCCAGUUUAUUCAAAGGAAAGGAAAAAUGCACUUGUGUGGGAGAAUGGAGCUGUUCUUGAGAAGAAAACCUGAAUGUAAUUCCAUACCCAAGAUACGUUCCUGAGAUUCUAGAGCUUCACACAGCCAUUCCUGCAGACUGAAUGGCAAACGUCAGUCCACAUAUACGUUAGGCUCCAAGGAGCCCAGUAAUUAGAAACUCUCAAAGAGAUUUGGCAUCAGAGAGGGUAAAUACUUGGAGAAUGUUUCCUGAUGACUCAGUUCUUACUUAGUGAUGCUUUUCUUUCAAACUAUUUGUUAUUUUUCUGGUUGACGCUAAUAUCGCUUCUCAUUACCAUGCUACACUGUUCAUUUUGGCUGAACAAGCUGAGGAAAUUCACAGGCCAGCCAGUUCACAUUUUAAUGCAUAAUUAUUACUUUUUUUUUUUUUUUGAUGACAUAAAGACUAGCACCUGUAUUGGUGUGUACAAUGGAGCUUUGAUGGACAGGGGAGGGAGAAAUGGCCAGCUGUGUUAAUCUUAGUCUUUAUAAACUGUUGGCACUCAUAUCACUCAGGGUAGAGUCCACUGACAUCAUACCCUGAGUUCACACAUAAAAGUGGUCCGUCCACACCCAACGACUCCCUGGAAGUCCCUCUAGCUGCUGUCCCAGCCUAAUCUUGUUUUUAAGGAUGCCUGGGACACAGAAUUAAUUUAUUGCUAUUUAUUUUUUGUUUUGUAAAUAACAGAUGUAUAUGACUUCAGUAAUGGAAAACGAGGCUUUAGAAAAAAAUUAAACAUGCAUGGUAUAGCUUAGCAAAGAUGCUAAAGAAGUUAUUUGAUAUCCAUGUGUAAUUUGAGGAUGGAAAGCUCUUAAGGUUAUUGAACUGUCUGCUGCCAGAGUCUGUUCUACACCUUACAGGUGCAUUUGCUGUCAGGUUAUGACCAGUAAACACGUGUGAGUCUUUA
Messenger RNA from Anguilla rostrata (American eel), 4370 nucleotides. Its product is annotated as cerebellar degeneration-related protein 2-like. The coding region runs from base 41 to 1435 and encodes 464 amino acids. NCBI's taxonomy places the organism in Eukaryota, Metazoa, Chordata, Actinopteri, Anguilliformes, Anguillidae. The transcript has 5 exons. The record is from RefSeq and is a predicted model, not a curated record.